CUCUCUCUCUCUCUCUCUCUCUCUCUCUCCUUCUCUCUUCCUUGGUAUAGUAUCGUUUAUAUUUUGGAGUAGCAGCGAAGGAAAGAAGAAAGGAAAAGCAAAGAUCACCUCCAUUGUGGAAUGGAAAAAAGAUAAGAGCAAAGGGAAAUGACUUGGUGCAAUGGUUGCAGUGAUGUUCAAACAAUCGACAGAAGCUCCCCUCCAUCGUCUCAUAAAACUGUGAUUGCUCAAAGGCACAAAGAUUGCCUCCUUAGGACAUGCCCUUCUUGCGGUCAUCAGAUCAAAUACCGCGACCAGGGUGGAAUCCAUGAUUUGCCUGGUUUACCAGCUGGAGUGAAGUUUGAUCCAAGUGAUCAAGAGCUUCUUGAACAUUUGGAAGGGAAGGUGCGGUCUGAUGCUCGUAUGCUUCAUCCUCUUAUCGAUGAAUUUAUCCCUUCCAUUGAAGGAGAGAAUGGGAUUUGCUAUACUCAUCCGGAGAAGUUUCCAGGAGUAAGCAAAGACGGCCUGGUUCGCCACUUCUUUCACCGGCCCUCCAAGGCGUACACGACCGGGACAAGGAAACGAAGAAAGGUCCACGCCGACACGGAAGGUGGCGAGACGCGGUGGCACAAAACCGGCAAGACGAGACCGGUUUUCAUCACCGGAAGGGUCAAGGGGUACAAGAAGAUUCUGGUGCUUUACACCAACUACGGCAAGCAAAGGAAACCGGAGAAAACAAACUGGGUGAUGCACCAGUACCAUCUGGGCAACAACGAAGAAGAGAAAGAAGGCGAGCUCGUCGUCUCGAAAGUCUUCUACCAAACGCAGCCUCGACAAUGUGGUUCGAUCAAGGACACCCUAAAGGCACAGGGUGGACACGAAGGUCCGCACCACCUCAAGAACAACAGCAACAAUGGGCUCGUCGAGUUCUAUAAUCCUUUCACUGCCUUCAACCAAGGUGGCCAAAGCAGAGCCAUCCCUAGCCAACUUCUUCCCCACUUUGCCGUCCAUGAUGGGCCUUUCAUUCCUUGAUAAAUUACAAGGUAAAUACUACACAAUAAGCAUUACUGGUGACAUAAUAAUAUAUAUAUAUAUAAUUGUCCAAAAAGAUUGGAAAGAAUAAGGAAUGAUUUUUAUAGUAAGUUGAAGAGCAGAAGAAAACAUUCUUCGCCAUGCAAGAAUAUCAAGAUUUCACCAUAAU
Molecule: messenger RNA, 1180 nt
Organism: Hibiscus syriacus
Lineage: Eukaryota; Viridiplantae; Streptophyta; Magnoliopsida; Malvales; Malvaceae
Product: NAC domain-containing protein 73-like
Exons: 3
Coding region: 148-1011 (287 amino acids)
Biological process (GO): regulation of DNA-templated transcription
Cellular component (GO): nucleus
Molecular function (GO): DNA-binding transcription factor activity; transcription cis-regulatory region binding
Source: RefSeq, a predicted model, not a curated record